AUGGAGUUGCUCGACUCAUGUCCGGACCCUGCCGCAGUGCAGGAGGCCAGGCUGGCCCAGCUUCAGAAGCUGUGGCGAUUGCACACCUUCACACCGGUACACAGACGCCAGAAGCUUGCUGACGCGCAGGUGUUCCACUACAAGUGGGUCGACAAGGUGAAGGAGGGCACGGUGAAGUCGCGAUUCACCUGUGCUGACGUUAAGCGAGCCUACACGGAAGAACAGGAGCAGGACCUGCGAGUCUUUGUUCCGACUCCGACUCCUGAGGCGCACGCCCUGCUGGAGAUCACGGCGUUGCAGAAAGGUUGCGCCACGCGCUCCUUCGACAUCGUCGCGGCUUUUCUCAUAGGGCAAGACCGUGGAGCGCAACAGGAGAAGUGGGUCUACGUGCGACCCCCUCCAGAAUGGAGGCCCAUCUGGAAGGAAUGGGUGCGAGCACAGCCGCCAGAGCAGCAGCCCAACCUCUGGGAGAGUUUCGACCAGAUGCUCUUCAGACUAGAUGGCAACCUCUAUGGGAGGAGGACCGCAGGCUCGGUUUACCGAGACGAGCUGGAAGAGCUUCUCUGCGUCAAGCUCAAGGAGACGGGACGCUACGACUUUAGGCGUGGGGUCAAAGACCCGUGCGUCUACAGACGCCUCAAGACAGGCAUUGUCAUAGUGCACCAUAUCGAUGAUGGGAGGUGUGCGGGCGACGCCGCCGCCCUAGAUAGGUUGCUUGACGAGGAUCUCUGUGCCCACUGUGAAAUCACCACCGGACCCCUUGAGGCCGAAGGUGUUUCAGUCGAGGUUGUAGGUAAGACCAAGACCCGACUACCUGGGUGUAUCCUCACAGCUCCGGACCCGAAGCACGCGGAGAACAUCAUCAAGGCCUUGGGCCUGAAGCCAGGUGAGAAGUCGCCGGUACCCUCCAGAAAACCCGACCUGAGUGACACCACUCCCCUGGAAGCGGGAGACGCCGCCAGGUACCGAUUAGCAGUGGGCUCGGGGAUUUAUCUCUCGGCCCACCGCCGGGAUAUCCACUACGCGGUCAAAGAGCUCGCUCGCCACAUGUCUGCGCCAAGGCGCUGUGACAUGAACCAGGCCCAGAUGCUUGGCAGGUACCUGAAGCAGAACCCUUCCUUGGUGAGGGUGACAGCCCUUGAUCCCGGAGCCCACGACGGGACGCUCCAGCUGUCUUUUGUGACAGCGAUUGGGCAGGCUGCGCUCGGUGGGGCGGUCGUGACCACAGCGACCCAGACCCAGCCGGGACUGCCGGCGACAAGCAGCCCAGACGCCGAGCUCCGCGGUAUAAGCCGCGCCUGCCGGGAGGCCCUUUUCGUCCACGAACUGGCGACUCUGGACUUUGGACUCGAGGUCGAAAUCCCGAGAAUCUGGAGUGACAGCAGCACCGGGAUCACGGCAGCCAAGCGGAUCGGCCCAGGCACAAAGCUGAGACACCUUGAUGUGUCAGAAUUCUAUGUGCAAGGGGCCGUUCAGGCCGGAAAGGCCUUGCUAAGAAAAGUGAAAGGCACAGAGAACCCGGCGAACUUCCUCACGAAGCACGCCAAGACAGGCAACGAGGUUGCGCAGGCUUUGCCAUCCCUUGCCAUGGUGGACCCCACCUUGGUUGCGGGAGCCUCCGCUGCGGAACGGCACUCGGUGAAGCUUGUGCGGGAAAACCCGCCUAGUCAGUGGAAGCCGGUUCUCCCUUUCACGCCGACGAUAGCCAUCGUCAACGCCAUUUUGGCAGACCAAAGAGUGAGGGCACAGCCACGUGAAGAGGAGAUCAUCCAAUGGGCCGUGCAGGCGACCAUGCUGCUGGGUAUCCUUACCUGGUUGGAUAUCCUGUGGUUUGUGGUAAGAACGGUGACCGGGUGGUGCAGCCGAGCGCUGCGACAGCUGAGGCAGCCGACAGGCCGGCAGCCAGAAGAGGAGCCCUCGGAACCCACGGAGGAACCCGAGGAGGAGCUGCCAGAAGAACCCGGGGGCGAAGAAGUCCCGGAUGAGGUGGCCGCGCCACCAGUAGCAGUCGAAGAAUGUCGAAGACCUCUUCCGCGCUCCGGCGCGGGCGGCUCCGCCUAG
Molecule: messenger RNA, 2061 nt
Organism: Symbiodinium sp. CCMP2592
Lineage: Eukaryota; Dinophyceae; Suessiales; Symbiodiniaceae
Source: the annotation of a GenBank genome assembly